UCAUUCAUGGAGUACUGAAUUACAAAUACACAACUUGAUAUCGUUAUAGCGAUUUGUUUCAGGAUAUGGACACAUUGCUCCCGAAACUUUCUAUGGCCGCUUGUUCUGUAUUUUCUUUGGCCUGAUCGGGGUCCCACUCACCCUGCUCACUGUAGCUGAUCUUGGUAUGUUUAUCUCAAUGAUUAUGCGACAAGCAGUUGCCAAGAUAUCGUCUUUAUAUAAUCGAUUCAAAUGGAGGCCAUCGAAGGUGCAACUUCCUGAUUCUCCACCCUGCGACGGCACGCUCUCCACUGCUCGAGAUUUGAAGAGUUCAGAAACCGAAGACGACGAAGAAGAAGGAAUGUCCGAAGACCUUGGAUCGAGACGAACUGCUGAAGCUCUAGUACUGUCCGUGACGUUCGUAAGUUACUUGGUGCUCGGUGCUAAAGUACUGUCCGUCUAUGAACCAGAAAUGGACUUUUUCAAUGCAUUCUAUUUCAACUUCGUCACCCUCACGACCAUAGGUCUGGGAGAUUUUGUACCCAGAAGCUUUGAUUACCUCUAUGUCACUUUACUGUAUAUCGGAGUUGGUCUCGCCCUGACCACAAUGGUCAUCGAAAUGGCAGGUGAUCUGCUUCGAAAGCUUCAUUAUGUCGGCCGAAAAAUCGACAACAUGGCCAAUACUACAGUAUGGUUUGGAGGGAAGAGAAUGACGAUGAAGAACCUUAUAAAGAACCUGGGAGAUCAGUUCAAUGUGCCCGAAGAAGAGCUAGCGAAGUUCGAUCUCAAUCAGUUCGUCGAAAACGCUCUCAAAGUUGAAGCAGGAGAAAUAAAGACGUUGCGGGUACGUUGA
Messenger RNA from Haemonchus placei, 832 nucleotides. Lineage: Eukaryota; Metazoa; Nematoda; Chromadorea; Rhabditida; Trichostrongylidae. The record is from the annotation of a GenBank genome assembly.